GCGACUAACGGGGUGAAUCAGUGGAAGGACACUGAUUUGUUUACUUGUUUAUCACUGUGAUAUGGAUUAAACACCAUUGUCAGCGAUGUAGAUGGAUUUUAGGUGGACACAAAAGAACUGAAUCACAUCCGGGAUUGAGGCUGACUUCAAAGUGUGACUGACCAACAUUUCAAGAUGUCGAUGCGUACAAAGAUCCGUGGGUUCACAGCCUGGGUGAACCUUCGCACAAUGUCCAACAACAGCCUGCUAAAUAAUGUCCUGAUGGACUUACUGACCGGCACACACAUGAAGUACCUCAUUGAGAGCAUCACUGGCAGGGACUUCAAGAGGCUGGAGAGUUUUGAUGGUCUGAGUCAACAGCAAAAGCAGACUCGAGUGGAGUGGGUCAUGGAGGAACUGAGGAAAUGUAAUGUCAUCCCAUUUGAUACCUAUGUGGAUUGCAGAAUGUUUGCCAUGAGGAGUGCAGAUCAUGUGUUUGAGUUGUUGUGGCGUCUGGUGAGCCAUGAUAUCUGGUUUGUCUGGGAGAGAGCUGAGUAUCUGCAACAUGAUGACAGAGACAUCUUGACACAGGUGCCCUUCAAAUGGACCCCAGAGCCACCCCCAAAGAAGAAAAAGAAGACGAAACUGAAGAAGUCUCUUCUCACUGGUUUUGGGUCAGCCUCGUUAGUGGAGGAGAAAUUACCGGGGGCUGAUGUACCAGACGAACAGUGGGUCAAGUAUCCCAACUCAGAGUUUAUGAAGAACUUCAAGAGGAAGCGGACGGCUGGCAGAUACCCAAACUCGGAUAGAUGUAUCCUGGAACUUGUAAAUGCUCAACUGAAAAAAAGUAAAGAAGGAAGCAAUCUGUUUUGUUAUAGUGUGGAUGAUCUAGUCGACAGCCGUGUGCUCUGCAUCCUCAUCAACUCCUACGUACCCAACACCUUCACCACCGACCUGCUGCUUAACGACAGGUGGACAAUCAACAUAGCCUUAAGAGCAGGGGAGAAAAUGUUCAAGUUUGAGACACCUUUUGACUCUGAAGAUUUGGUAGAGGCUGAGCCAAUGGCUGUGUGUUCCUAUUUCUGUACGUUCUUCAUGCUGGCAUACAAAUACCGCCAGUGCAAGGCCGUGAUCGACCGAGUGAACUGGAUCAACCAGCUGAUCCGCGAGUGUAACCAUGAGUUGGAGAAAUUCCCCGCCACCGUAACCAACAUGGCCGACCUGCAGAAGCGGAAGGACAUGAAGGCUAACAUCGAAGCACACAAGGAGGCUGUACAGAAGACGCUGCGGCGCUAUGACAUGCAGUACUGCAAGGAUCUGGUGCAGCACGUGGCCGACGUCCGCCUGCAGAUUCACAAGGAGAUUCGAGAACAGAUCCGGCACCGUUUUGACAAGCUCACCAUCCCCCGCAACAUCACCAUCAACGACCUCUGUCUCUCCUAUGUCAUAAACCUGACUCUCACGAAUGGUUCUGGGUUCUACAUGAUUGAACAGAAGGAGCUGCUCACUGAGGGGCGCAGACUGGUGCUCAGAAAUAAGGAGACUGGAGACUUUAUUGAUGACUUCACCAGUAAAAACAAGGAGUCUGUCAAGAAGUUCCUGCGUCUUCCAGAUCUCAACGUGGUGGAGAUUGAUCCUGCCAAAUACCCCAAGUAUGAGUUUUACCUGGAGGCCCCAAGUCGCAACAAGCAGCUGAAAGCGGGAACAGUGUUCCUGUACCAAGUGUUCCCCGGGAACACCAUCGCCUGGCAGAGGAUGUUCAUCCGAGCUGCCAAGGAUAAUGAGUACAUCAUUGUGGAGAAGAUGAUCUCGUUCUUCAAGGGAACCCCUUCCUUCAUCAACUGUAGGGAACCAAAGACUGGGAACACAGCUCUUCACUGGGCCAGUCGGAAUGGCCAUUAUGACAUUGUGUAUCUCCUCCUGGAGAGUGGCGCCAAUAUCGAUGCCAAGAACAACUUCCGCUGCACACCCCUCAACUCGGCCAUCGAGGGCUUGCACAGGAAAAUCUCCAAUCUGCUGAUUGAGUGGGGCUGUGACGUCCACUGUAAGAACAGCCGCGCUCAGAGUCCGCUGGAAUGUGCCAAGAAUGAUGACUUCAGGAAAUUCCUUAUAGGACUGUACGACCACUACUCCACCGUGGUUCCGAAGAUCAUGAACGGGGACGUACAGGCGCUGGACGAGGCUAUUAAACAACAUGUGACUGGAGAGAGGGAGUUUGUCAGCCUCACCAGCAGGUGCAUCAAUGGCAGCACACUGCUGCACACCGCUGCAUACUACGGCCAUCUGGUUGCAGUGAAGGAGCUGCUGCAGCAACGUGUGGACAUCAAUCUCCAUGACUACAAGGGUGCCACGCCCCUCCACCGUGCCAAGGACCAGGACACCAUACAGCUGCUGCUGGAGCACGGAGCUAUCAUUAACGCCGAGGAUGCGGAGGGCAACACGCCGCUGCAUGUCAAGUGUUAUGGAGAGUCCGAGAAGCCCACGGAGCUCGGCUGUAUUGAGACUCUGCUCACCAAGGAAGCCAAUCAGAUCAAAAGAAACAACAGGGGUCUACUGCCGAUCCACUGCUGUGCUAUGCAAGGACGUGUCGAUGCCAUGCAGAUGCUGCUUCAGUUUGACAUCUCGGGACAGAUCACCAACACUCUCAACAGUGAAGAGGACAGGCAGCCCCCCAGUCUCCUCCAUCUUGCCAUCGCCAACGACUUUGUGGAGUGUGCUCACUGGCUGUUGGAAAGUGGCUUCGUGUUCAAGGCAAAGGAGACAGACAUCUUGAUGAGGAGGAUCUUGACAGAACAGAUCAAAAUUAACAGCCGAGCUGAUGCUGUCAAGUUUCUCCUGGAGUGUGGUGCUGAUCCCAACCCUCGAUAUCCGGGGGGCAACAGUGCGCUGCACUACGCUGCGAGUCUGUCUGGUCCAACUGAUGUCCUCGAGAUGUUGCUGUCAUUCGGUGCUGAUGUUGACAACACCAACUAUGAAGGCAGUACGCCGCUGUUCUUUGCAACACAAGGCAACAACCAGUUUGCUGCCUGUGUUCUCAUUGGCCAGGGAGCCAACGUCAGGCAGAAAAAUAUACAAGGUCUGUCUGCAUUUGACAACAUUGUAGACUUUGAGGAGUGGAUCGAGUCAGGCUACUUCACUGACGAUAUCAGAGCAAGGCUUCAAGCCUUCAGUCUGAAACAUGCGAGGGACCUGAUCCGAGCGAUCUCCAAACGCGUGAAACCCAAUCCAGUCAUGAUGGCCCGCCAGGACCUAGCCCGGUCAGCAGCAUUGAUGUCCCAAGUGUCCAGCAGUCCCAUAGCCUGGACACGGUCCCAAGUCUCCAUCCCGUCAGCCGGGUCCCAGAGGAGUCUUCUCCCUCCCAUCACGCCUGCCAUCACCUUCUAGACGAUAUGUGGGGUUCAUACUGUUACCAUGGUUACAAGACUUAAGCAUCAAUGACUGACGAGGAGGCUGUGUUCAUGAGCUUAUAGUUACAGUUCAUG
This is a messenger RNA of Haliotis rubra (blacklip abalone), 3461 nucleotides long. RefSeq lists its product as uncharacterized. Gene Ontology annotation, molecular function: protein binding. NCBI's taxonomy places the organism in Eukaryota, Metazoa, Mollusca, Gastropoda, Lepetellida, Haliotidae. The record is from RefSeq and is a predicted model, not a curated record.